UGUUUGUUUAUCACUGCUGCUCUACUCGGGAUUGGAUCGUCAAUGAGGUUUUACUUCAUUGCUUGGUCCACCCGAGUAUUAACUUACCUGGCUGCUCCUUUAUUGGGUCUUCGUCUCUCUGCCAUGUUUGUCAAUGCGCUCACAGUUCGGAGCAGAUCUUAUUGGAGAAAACUAAGUGAGUAGAGAUACCAAGUAAGAACAUUUCUGACUAAGCGUUUUUUUCCCAUUGAAUUUGGGCUAUGAAAUAAAGGUUGAUAUUCGUCUACAAAGAAUCUAGAUCAAGAGAGGGUCGAGAAAGGAUACUUGAUCUCCUUCAGAGGCCUUUAUUCAGGCUAAUCCUUACUAGUCAGUUCUUUUAUUGUAGUUUUUAAUGCAUUAUCGAAAUAAAUCAGUGGUUUCUUUAGUUUUGGUUUAUUUUGUUCGUAGACAUGUCCAGAAAACUUGCACCACCUGCUAAACCAAUCAUAUUCAACACUAAAAUAACCGCUACUUGGUCACACGCCUAUUCUCGCCUUCACUGAAGUAGUUUGCUCAAAAGAAUAUAGAGUUACAUAAUACCGUUGUUGCGGACGGCGCUAGGUAAUAAAACCAAAAAUGUCGUAUUUCAGAUUUGGCACACUCUGCACCAAAGGAUGUCCCAUACGUCAUUGAUUUUUUUUUACUCUUCUCCUUUGAGAGCACUACUGGUUUCGUAUCUGCUUUCAUGGGUGACACGGCUUAUCUUAUGAGAAGAACUGUUUUCGCCAUCGUCCAAAACUUCUUUCCUGACGAAAGGUAUCUUUUUAAAAAAACACCAAUUAUAAUACAAUGUGGUGUUAUCGACUUGGAACUUAUCAAACCUUAGGGUUGCCGACCACAGUCUUUAAAAAAAUCAGAUUUCAUUUUAUGGAAAGUAUUGCUCGAGGAGACUGGAAAACAAUGCAAUUAGUAUUUUGUACACUGUUGGUUACUGACUGACAUGGAAAGUGUUCUUAGUGUUACCAUGUAUACUAGGUAUAACGUGCAAUUGAGACAUUCGACCCGACUCAAAGUUGCCCCUCCGGAAUUUAUAAAAUUUUUUUCUGAGAGUAUUUAGUAGUUCCAGUUGAUAAACUUUCAGUUUCAUGGAUCCAAUUUUCAAAAUGUUGGAGGAAUGUUCCUCCGUUCUUCUAAAAAAUUAGUCGCGCUCGGUGAACUACACUGCUAUCAAAAAUGAGGAAAUGCAUUGAUAAGAGGUGACUAACAGAUCACGAGCACAUUUCUCUAUUACGGCGAAGUGUUUGAUGAUCAUCUACUUUUAAUUGCAGAUCGUCUGGAGAUUGCCCGGAGUGCGGCAGUUAAUUGCGAUACUUGUUUUCAAUCGUUCCAGGGUCUUUUGCAGUCUUUUGACUGCUUUAUUCUUUCAGUCUUCAAAACCAAUGCGUCACUGAAAUGGUGAGUCGAGUACAACCUCGGAUAAAGAUUCUGCCUCAAAAUUAAAAGGCUACCGAAAAUACGUGUCUUACGAGCUCCGAACAGCUUAUUGUGGGCAAUAUUUUUGGCGUUUAUAAACUGAGCAUAUUAUAUUUACCGAGAAAAGUUCUAAUUUAUAGGUCUACUCUGAUUUUUGGGGGCAUGGCCAAUGGUAGAUUUUGGACACUAGUGUCAGAUUUAACAUUUUAGACGCUAGUGGCCGAUUCUGGAUUUUGGAAGCUAGUAGCCGAUUUUGGAUUUUAGACCCUAGUCGUCGAACUUGAGUUUUGGAUCAUAGUGGCAGAGUUCAAUUAUGGACACUGAUGGUCGAUUUUUUAUUUUGGACACUAGUGGCCGAUUUUUGAUUUUGGACCCUAAUGGCCGCAUUCGGAUUCUGGACCCUACCGGUGGAAAUUCAAUUUUGGACAAAAGUAUCUGAUAUUUGCUUUUGGACACUAAUGGCCUAUUUGGGUUUCGGACACUGGUGGCUGAUUUUCAAUUUUGGGCCUCUACAGUGGCCGAUUUUCAAUAUUAAAAAAUUAAUGACCAAAUUCAGAUUUUGGUACCUCGUGGCUGAAUUUGGACCCUUAUGGCUGGUUUCAAUUUUGAACACUAGUGGCCGAUUUUUGCAGUUGGACAUAAAUGGCCGAUUUGACAUUUUGGACCGUAAUGGCCAAUUACCAUCUUAGGACACUAGUAGCCGAUUUUUGACUUUGGACCUUAAUAACUGAUUUUAGAUUCUUGACUUUAGUGGCCGAUUUUGGAUUUUGAACCCUACUGGCGAAAUUUCAAUUUGGACACUAGUGGCCGAUUUUGGCUUAUGGACACUAGUGGCCGUUAUCGGAUUUUGGACCCUAAUAGCCAAUUUCGGAUUUUGAACCUUAGUAGCCGAUUUUGGAUUUUGGACCUUAGUGGCCAAUUCUGGAUUUGGACCCUAGUGGCCGCUUUUGCAUUUUGCACCCUAGGAUGAUUUUUGGUUUUGUACCCUAGUAGUCGAUUUUGGAUCUUCGACAGUAGUGGCUGAUGUUGGAUUUAGAACCUGGUGGCCGAUUUUGGAUUUUGCACCCUAGUGGCCGAUUUUGGCUCGUGGACGUUAGGGACCGAUUUUGGAUUUUGCACCUUAGUGGCUGAUUUCAAAUUCUGAACAUUCGUGGCCAAGUUAGAUUUUGGACACUAGUGGCCGAGUUGAGAUUUUGGAACCUCUUGACCGAUUUUGGACAUUAAUGGCCGAUUUUGGAUUUUUCACCCUUGUGAUUGAUUUCAGAUUUCGAACACUAGUGGCUAAUUUUUGUUUUGGACACUAGUAGCCGAGUUAAGAUUUUAGACCCUCUCAACCGAGUUUGGACACUAGUGGCCGAUUUUUAACUUUGGACCCUGGUGGCUGAAAUUGGCUUUUGGACCUUAGUGGCCGAUUCUUCCUUUUGGACAAUAGUAGCCGAUUUUUCCCUUAGACAUUAGUGGUCGAUUUGAGAUUUUGGAUGCUAGUGGCCAAUUUUGGAUUUUGGACCAUAGUGGCCGAUUUGAGAUUCUGGACCUUAGUGGCCGAUUUUGGCUUUUGGACACUGGUGACCGAUUGUAAAUUUUGGUCAAUUAUUGCCGAUUUUGGAUUAUGGACACUAAUGGCCGUUUUCAGAUUUUUGGACCUCCGUGGCCAAUUUUCCAUGCUGGACCGUAAAGGCUGAUUCUAGAGUUUGGUCAUCAGAGGCCGAUUUGAGAUUUUGGACCCUCGUGUCCAAUGUUUUUGAUUUUCGACACUAGUGGCCGAUUUUUGAGUUGAGACACCAGUGGCCGAUUUUUGAGUUGAGACACCAGUGGCCGAUUUUUGCGUUGGGACACUAGUGGCCGAUUUUUUAUUUUGGACACCAAUGUCUCAAAUUUUAGUUUCGUACUCUAAACAGUUGUAAACAGUUAAGCCUUCAGCCUCAGGCCAUUAGCACCAAAGCUGUGUAGUGCGAUAAUCUUUGAUUCACCUGAACAAAAUCGACGAUCAAGAAACUGACAAAAGCGGAACAAUUAAUAGGUUAAAAAGGGGUAUGGAGAAAGUGUGGACUUGAAUUGUGGAAGUGAAACUCCUGGUAUUUUCCAGUCUAUUAGAAAUCCACUCACUGAAUGUCGGCCACUCGAGCAUGUGCUUAACUGGGUGAAUAACUUUUCUAAAAGCAGGUAAACUUGAUCUGCAAAACACAUUUCCACGUUGCCUUGCGUCUUCUCUGUAAUAGAUCAUAGAUAAAGUCAAAAUGUGGUAAAAAAUAAGUGAUACACAAUGGGCAGCCGAGUGUUUCACAGAUCAGUCUUACCACAUUUUGACGUCUCGUGUUAUCUAUUAUUGAACAGAACCAUGGCAACAUGAAUAUUUUUGUCUUUUUAUAAGAUAAAAAUCAAAAUGUUUUCAACGGUGACGUCAUCCAAGUUCCUGUCCUCCAAGAGAGGGCGGACGCAAUCAAAAUACAUGCAUAAUUCAGCUUAUCAUAUAGAAUCUUUUUUCUUCAAUUAGAGUUGCGCGGAACAUGAAGAUGCCAAAAUUGCGCUUUGCAGAUUUCGGAAAAAGCCUUCGAAUCACUCUCCUAGAAUUUAACGUUUCUCCUAUGGAGUGGGACACGCACUGAGGGAGGACAUAUGGCGGCUCGUUAACUUGUUCAGACUGGCUUUCUUCUUGAAAGUACUUGUAACUUUUGUCCUGGAUGUCAAUGGCUGACCAUGUCGUACACUGCCAUACCGUACACAUUUAUGGCGCUGGCUUUAGCUCUCGUAAAUAUUGGUCACCUUUCACUGGUCCCUGCAAUUACUUCGCAAUAA
Pocillopora meandrina is the source of this 4227-nucleotide messenger RNA. NCBI's taxonomy places the organism in Eukaryota, Metazoa, Cnidaria, Anthozoa, Scleractinia, Pocilloporidae. The record is from the annotation of a GenBank genome assembly.